AAGAAAUAUCAAUUGAUCCCGCGACAAUUGCGAGUUGGGGUGUUCUGUGCCUUUCACCAACUCCGUACCCCCCUCUAAUCGUAUAGACUGUCACUGAAGAGGCUUGAUGCCCAGGACGGAAUCUUUGGGUCUUAACGGUUUAUUGUAUAAUGCGCUCAUUCUUAUUUUCUCAGUUGGCGUUGUUAGGGGGGAUAUGCCUUUCAGUUCUAUCACAGGCACAGAGCACAAAUGGAACGAACAGUGCGGCAGCGUCGGUUUUCGUCAGCCCGGCCGUUGAUAUUGCCUUCGCCCUGAACGUCCCCGCAGAUUCAAUAACCGAUCUUUAUUUCUCACUUAUGAUACCCAUUCGCAUAACAUGGGGAGCAAUCGGUCUUGGAUCCAAGAAUAUGGCCGGAUCGCUCAUCCUAAUGGCGUACUCGUCCGCUUCCGGAAAGAAUGUCACCUUGUCUCCGCGUCUUGCCUACGGGCAUUCCGAGCCGGUGUACACUUCUGGCAUCAAUGUCGAAGCGCUUCCUGGAACGGGCCUGAUCAAUGAGACGACCUAUGUGUUCAAUGGUAAAUGUACCAACUGCCGUUCUUGGAACGGUGGCAGCGUCGAUGUAUCAAGCAAAGAGCAGAACUGCCUCUACGCGACGGGGCCCGACGGCAACAUCGACAGCGACGAUUUGGACGCGCCCUUGCAGAUGCACUGGAAUUAUGGAACUUUCACAAUGGAUAUGGUCCACGCGACUGGCCCAGGAGGUCUUCCCGUCAUCAACACGGAGGAGGACAGUGAGUCCAUCGCGGCGACUCAGGGGCUCUCCGUGUUCAAGAAAAAAGACGUCGCGGCCACGGUGCAUGCCAUUAUGAUGAUAUUCUGCUUUUUCGGGCUCAUGCCUUUUGGAAUAUUGAUCCUGCGUGUCGGCGGAUUUGUGCGGUGGCAUGCCAUCAACCAAGGGCUGGCUCUUAUCGGUGUGACCGUAGGGGUGGCGCUGGGGAUACAUAUCAGCUUUUUCUACAACAGGUCGAAAAAUUUCAACGACCCUCACCAAAUUAUCGGACUUGUCGUCUUCAUCUUAAUCUUUGGCCAAUUGGUCUUGGGGUUCCUGCACCACCGGUUCUACAAGAAGACGCAGCAGCCAACCAAACUCGCGCCUGUCCACGUAUGGCUGGGCAGGCUGCUCAUCGUCCUCGGGGUCACCAAUGCAUUCUUAGGCUUCCCCUUCGCCCAGAACUCCAAACGAAACUACAUUCUCGCAGGAUUGGUCAUCUUUAUCUUCCCAGUGGUCGCGAUCUUGAUUCUGACCAAGAGCUUUAUCCGCAAACGCUGGGCUCGCACCAAGGAGGAGACGACCGGCGGCCAGGGCGGCGGCUACAACAUGGAACCGUGGCGUCAGACAGAAGAGCAGACUGGAAUGGGCCACAGAGCGGCGGUAACGGCUCAGCACCAGAACGAGCCUCCUCCGUCCAAUAUUGGACUGUCGGAUAUGCGCUCUUACUCUAAUUAUCAGAGUAGUCAGGGUAGGAGGGUGGAUUUGGGACCACCGCAAUCGGCGCGGGAGUAUGUUUGAAAUCAAAAGCCUGGAAUCAAGAUAUUCGUGAUGAAUCCCGUAGAAAUAC
Molecule: messenger RNA, 1599 nt
Organism: Pseudomassariella vexata
Lineage: Eukaryota; Fungi; Ascomycota; Sordariomycetes; Amphisphaeriales; Pseudomassariaceae
Exons: 4
Coding region: 150-1550 (466 amino acids)
Source: RefSeq, a predicted model, not a curated record